GGAAAGUGUGCAACAUUGCCAGACCUACUGGCAAUUUCCCCUGUUCUUGCAUCAUUUGCUCUUGAUAUAAAGUGCCGGCAUCAGUGCGCAUGUUCCACUCCGCUUUUUGUGUCGUCGCUCCCUGUCCAUUGGCUCUCCCUCCGCUCUUAGCUCAGCCUUCACGCCGGACCAGCCUUCACACAGCAGAGUGCGUGCCCCAAACGAGCGUGUGUGAGUGUGCAUCGAAACCACGCUGCCUGGAACCGGACUCAGCUCCCCGAAGUGAAAAGAAGAUGGAGAAAAAGAGCGAGAUCAACGGGCACGCCAUGCCCAGCUCGGCCUCCACCGACCGGAUCCUGGAGAAAAGCGCGCAGAGGAGCUGCAAAGAGAAGCUGGUGGAGUUUCUGAGGAAGAACCUACUGGUGAUCAUGACCGUGUCCGGCGUCCUGGUGGGCGUCGGGCUCGGGAUGAUGGUCCGCAACAUGAACCUGACCAAGGCGCAGAUGACCUACUUCGCCUUCCCGGGAGAGAUGCUCCUCCGGAUGCUGAAGAUGAUCAUCCUGCCCCUGGUCGUAUGCAGCCUCGUAUCCGGCGCCGCCAGCCUGGACACCCGCUCCCUUGGCAAGCUGGGUGGCAUCGCGGUCGCCUACUUUCUGGUGACCACGCUGAUCGCCUCGGGUAUCGGGGUGGCCCUGGCUUUCAUCAUCAAACCCGGCGUGGGCGCAGGAGCCCUGAACAGCAACAACCUGGGACUGGAGAGCGUGAGCAGCAACAAAGAGACCGCCGAUUCGUUUUUAGAUCUCGCCAGGAAUUUAUUCCCAUCCAACUUGGUGGCUGCUGCUUUCCGUUCUUAUGCCACCGACUACAAGAUGGUCGCCGUAGGGAACGACACCAAUGGGACCACCCUCUAUCAAAAGGUGCCUGUUGGUACAGAACCAGAUGGCAUGAACAUCCUGGGUCUGGUGUUAUUCGCCAUGGUAUUUGGCGUGGCGCUGAGGAAGCUGGGAGAAGAGGGGGAGGAACUAAUUCGCUUCUUCAACGCUUUCAACGAGGCCACCAUGGUGCUGGUUUCCUGGAUCAUGUGGUACAUUCCUUUUGGCAUUAUGUUCCUGGUGGGCAGUAAGAUUGUGGAAAUGGAAGAUGUGGUACUUCUGGUCACUAGUCUGGGAAAAUACAUCUUUGCUUCAAUUCUGGGCCACAUUAUCCACGGAGGCAUCGUCCUGCCCCUCAUCUACUUCGGCUUCACGCGGAAGAACCCUUUCAGUUUCCUGUCGGGCCUCAUCACACCCUUCACCACUGCCUUCGCCACAUGCUCCAGUUCAGCAACUCUUCCCUCUAUGAUAAAAUGUGUUGAGGAGAACAACGGUGUGGACAAACGUAUCAGCCGCUUCAUCCUUCCCAUCGGGGCUACUGUUAACAUGGACGGCGCGGCCAUAUUCCAGUGCAUCGCCGCUGUCUUCAUCGCUCAGCUCAACAAUACAGAGCUGAACGCUGGACAGAUCUUCACCAUCUUGGUCACAGCCACAGCCUCAAGUGUUGGCGCAGCAGGCAUCCCUGCCGGCGGCAUCAUUACCAUUGCCAUCAUCCUGGAGGCCAUUGGCCUGCCGACCAACGACCUGUCCCUCAUGCUGGCUGUUGACUGGAUUGUCGAUCGUACCACCACAGUGGUGAACGUGGAGGGCGACGCUCUGGGCGCUGGGAUCCUCCACCACAUCAACCAACAGGAGAUGAAGAAGCAGCAGGAGCAGCAGCAGCAGCAGCAGGAGGAGGAGGAGCUGGCAGAAAUUCGAGUGGAAGCAGUGGCCAACGUCCAGGCGGAGGAGGAGACCUCGCCGCUCGUCACGCAUCAGACCAAAGCCUUGGGAGCCACGCCGGAAGCCAUUGAGUCUGUCCUGUGAACUGUGAACACUUUUCUUGUCCCCCUGACCUUCUGACAUUUCUGACGUUGCUGCUGUUGCACCAUUCUGACUCAGUGUCCAUUCAAGAAAAAACAAACACCUAGUGCUUUUGAAAUUGGGUUGCUUGGCCUAAUAUUACAGAACUGGGUUUCCAUGUGAGUAUUUGAAUGCAGAUUAGGACAUGAUCAAUUUGAGAAUUAUUUCAUUUUCAUUAUUCACUUUUGUCAGUCUAGCUAAAGAAAUGAUUUUCACUCGAUGCAAAUUUUUUUGGUAUUUUUAAAGCUUUUUGCAAAAAACUGAUAGAAACACAUUUUAUCUAAAAUUUCCCAAACACAUUCCCAUAAAUGUCGUAGCCCGUCUGUCUCAUGUACUGUAUGAGACGCUCACGACCGUAACGUUUGUACAUUACAACAUUAUCUAGUGCAUUUCUUUGUUCUAUCUUCAGACAGCAAGUACAGUGACCAACAUUAACUCCAGGAAACUAACAGCUUACCAAAUGCUGACAAGUCAAAGUUGAACAAAUGUUUUCCUGUCAUAACUUAAUUACAUGCUCAGGAUGCAUGUUAAGUCAUCUCAGCUCAGCUGGUGGAAUGUAUUCACAUUUCAGAGUCAAAUAAGAGAGGAACUGUUUGGUCCCAGGUUUAAAAUCAUUUUUUGUCACAAUUCAGCUUACAAGAUGUGCCCUGACUUGUUUGCUAACCUUCAGCACUCAAUGUCAAACAUUAACUCUUCAAAUAAGAGGUUAGGAAUUCGGCCAAACCUAUUUUCUUUUACAACCCUCAUGAACCUAUUUAAGUAAGGACACACUGUGUGGUGAAGUAUUUAGGAUGUUGACACAUUUGAUAUGGUGUGUUCAUCUAGUCUAAUGUGUCUAAUAUGUGUUAUGUUUUUCCAGACCUUUCCAUCACAUUUAUCCCUGAGUAAAUAGUCUUUUUCUCUAAAUCUCUGAUACCUUGGAAGACCUCAUGAAGCCAGAUGGCUACACGACAAGGUACAUAACGUUACCUGCCUUUGUUUCCCAGCUGAUAUCAGCAUUUUCCAAGAAUGUUUCUCUUUUUUUUCUGACAGCGACAGUUGCUUUCUAGAUUUGCUCCUGCAGUCAGCGUGCAUUAAUAAUGGCUACACACUAAACGUCCAGCCGUCUCAGCUGGCUAGCUCUCGAAAGUUGCAUUUGGGCAUUAGGAGUUUUUUUUAUUCGGUGAUUUGGCUGUGCAAAUUUUUGUGUAUUGGUAUCUUUUUUUAAUAUCUUUCAGAAAAUAUCUUAACAACAAAACAUUAGCGUUUCAACUUAUUUGUAAAAGGCAGCAGGUAGAUUUGUUGCUAAUUGCUUUUGAGCAAUACAUUGCCAGGAUUUUGUUUGUUUUGGGCUUGUUUGCCAGCUAAAGCAAAGCUAAACAUGCAGCUACCUGUUAGCUUUUGUAGGGUUAGAGUUAUUGGUUAACUUAAGCAAAGGAGCUAUUGAAAUGCAACCUGUUAUUAUUGCCCAAAAGCUGAAUACAUCCGAUUUGAGGGCAUCUUGAUGAGCUAUGGGAUCCUGUUAAAUACAUAGCUAUGGGACAUAAUUGCAGUUAAUUAAACAUUAGUUUGCAAGUACUGCAAACACACUUGUUUGUUUGACAUCAUGAAACACUCCAGCCUCCCAUUUAUUAAACAACAGAGAUUUGAUUUCUGGUUGUCAGUAAGGUCACUAGUUAUAGUUCUCAGAAAAUCUGCAAGGAAUUCACUUAAAAAUCAAAGCUUCAGCAAAUGUUUACACAAAUCCUGGACCAAAAUGCACGAUGAGUUCACAUCAUACUGUGUGUCAUGAGUUUGAAAAUGCAUCCUUUGAUUCGAGAGUGUUUUUUUUUCUCAGUGUUGUUUCAAAGGCUUGUAUCGUGAUAAUUAACCUUCGGUAGAGGUUAUGUGAUAUUCGUUAAUAUUUGUAACUGAAUUGUUUUUAAGACGUGAGGUGCAUCCCAAGCUAUGUCACGUUCCCUGACAUUUGACCAAAACCUCUACCUCUCUUAUCGACAAAAUCUCACAGCAGAUAUUAGCUCAAUGACUGAUAACUUACAGCAUAUUUCUAUUCAGUCUGUGUGAUAAAUUAGCUGUGGUUGCUAGAUAAUGGAGUAUUGGUCAGAAUAGUUGUAUACUGCCAGAUGCUUUUUCUUGAUUUAGGGAUACAAACUAUAGGAGUUGACUUUCCCCAUCUCAUAGCUAAUGUCCCUUCAGUCUGUUAUACUGUUAAAUAUGAAGGAAAGUGCCAAAUCUCUGAUAGUUUAGCAGACAGUUAGGUAUAGGUUAAGGAUGCAGCACUGAGCCUCUGCUGUCCUCUAGUGGUGACAAGCAUUAAUGACAACAGAAGUAGAAGUUCUAAACUGAAGGUGAUCGCUUCUUAGAGCUUGGUUGAACCAUUUUUGUGUCUCUUUGAACACUUGUGAGUCCUCGCCUGGCUUUGUUGGAUGAUGACUGUGCUAAUAUUUAUUGAAUCUGUUAUUUAACAAUCAAAGAAAACAACUGGUGAUUAGACUGUUCCAGUGACGUGACGUGUAUUUUAAAAUGAAGACCACUAAGAGAUGAGAGAACGUCAUGUAUAUGAAAACCUAAUUGCAUGUUGCUGUCAUCUAAUGUCUGAGAUGUUCAUUAUGGCGUGUUGGUGCUGCUUUAGUUUUGGAUCACGGUAUGUAUGUUCAAAUUUUAAAGAGGAAGUAAACUAAUAAGUUCUCACUCAUUUGAGAUCUAACAGAUGCCUUUUCUAAGCUAAAACCUGCUCUGUUAACCUCAAGCUGAGUAUAUUUUGUUCAGUGUAUCCUGUACAAUCAUUACAUAUAAUGUGGUAUAUGUACUAUAUACAAUAUAUAUUUGAUAUUAAUUUAUUUUUAAUUGUUUUAACUUUUUUGUAUUAUUUGUACUCUCAUGUUAACACUUCCUCUCAGUGUCAAAUUUUUUAUUGUUAUUAUGAUACAAUUUUUAAUGAAUCCUUCUGCCAGUGUUUCUGAUAACCUGUUGUUAGAAAUGUAUUUUAAUUUUAUUAUUUUUUAUUAUUUAGGAAUAGCUGCUACCUUGCCUGUGCCAUGUCUAUGUCUAACACUGUAAAGCUGUCUCUUUGCUGUUGGUCCUGCUGUCAACAUUAAAGGUGAUACAGUUAAUUUUUCAUGCAACCCAAAUGAAAACCUUCCUGUUUUCUGUUUUUUUAUUAGGUCAUAUUCUUAUUCAGUUUGUUACGAAGGAGAUCUAUGUAAACACAUGCCUUUUCUAGAGCCACAAGAAGAUUUGAUGCUAUUUUAAUAUUGGUCAGUACUUACAGUAUGAAUGAUUACUUGGCCUGAUACUGAUUUUUUUCUGGUCUGACAAAAUGUCACAAUUUCUGUGCACACUUUGAGCAGUCAUUCUCUGUUGAACACACAAGGUAUUUAUCCAUCUUUUG
Messenger RNA from Larimichthys crocea (large yellow croaker), 5283 nucleotides. RefSeq names its product solute carrier family 1 member 4 (gene slc1a4). Lineage: Eukaryota; Metazoa; Chordata; Actinopteri; Sciaenidae. Gene Ontology annotation, molecular function: symporter activity; L-alanine transmembrane transporter activity; L-threonine transmembrane transporter activity. The record is from RefSeq and is a predicted model, not a curated record. The transcript has 8 exons. Bases 90 to 1877 code for a protein of 595 amino acids. Gene Ontology annotation, biological process: L-glutamate transmembrane transport; L-serine transport. Gene Ontology annotation, cellular component: plasma membrane.